This is a messenger RNA of Phodopus roborovskii (desert hamster), 2744 nucleotides long. RefSeq names its product proline rich transmembrane protein 4 (gene Prrt4). The record is from RefSeq and is a predicted model, not a curated record. The transcript is spliced from 4 exons. The coding region runs from base 26 to 2722 and encodes 898 amino acids. NCBI's taxonomy places the organism in Eukaryota, Metazoa, Chordata, Mammalia, Rodentia, Cricetidae.
CCAGGCUGCUGAGCCAGGUGGGGCCAUGGCAGGCCUAGGCUGCCUGGAGCUGGGACUGUUCUGCUGGGUUCUGCUUGCUGUCCCUGUGGGUCCCCAGCCUGCUUCCUCUGCGCCAGGUGCCCCUAUCACCACUCUGACCCCACCACCUCAGAGCGAGGCCUCUAUGCUGUCUCUCAACCUGGGACUAAACUUCAAAUUCCAUCUUCGGGGACCUGCUGCUGUCUGGGGGAGCCCUGUCACAGAGACCCACCCUCUCUCUCCUGGGCUAGGCCAGGAGUCCGGCAAAGAGGUGGAAAGGGAUCUCAGGGCUGAUCCUCUUUGGGAACUGCUGGUGGGUUCCCCUGGGAACUACAUCUCAGAAUGGGGCUCUGCUGAUGGCAGCUCUACGCCCUGGGCCUCCUCCCUGCCUCCUGAGUCCACACCCCCCCUCUCAGGGCCCGCUGCUCCGUCUCAGCCUAGGGUGGGCACUGUGACCUGGGCCACUGCUCUGACAGCCACAGCGCCUCCAACCAGUGCUCCCAGGCUUCAUCAGAGUGAGCUGGAGCUGAAAUUUGGUGUGGCAUUGAGAGCGGGGGCAGCUCCCACCCUUGGUCAUCGCGCGCUGCCCCUGCUGCCCAGCCUGCGGGCCAGCCUGGCAGAGAUCGCUGGGCGCCUGGGACCCUUUGGGUUCUUUGGAACUACUCUGUCCCCACUCCGGAACUUCUCAGGCCAGAGCUCCCCAGGCACAACCGCACAUCCAAGCUCUGCUUUGGGAGUGUCAGAUUCUCCAGGGCUCUUUGGAACCAUUCCGUCCCUACCUCCACCUCUCCUGGAGAGAAAGUUCUCAAGCUCAAGCCUGUUGGACUCCGUGGCUUCCCCAAGCUCUGCCUCAAUCAAGACAACACCAACACAACAUGAGCCCUCUGUCUCCACUUCUGGUCCAUACGAACCCUUUCCUGCCAGUUUCGGGAAUCCUUCAGUACAGCCUGAAUGUGAGCCAGAUUCUUGUAGUGAGUCAGAGUUGCCCGAUGACCUGGGGCAGCCUCCUGCCUCCCCACUGCCUCUCUUCUUCUUGACCCUGGAGGCCGACUGGGCAGAGGCCAAGGCUCGCUGGGGCCUGGCCUGGGAAGCCCACGUCUAUGGGGCAGGAGCCCUUUUUGGCCUGGUGGCCCUGCUGGCUCUGUUGGCUCUGGCCCUCUUGCCCUGGCGUUGCCCUCCGGGCGCCCCCUGCCUGGCGUUGCUGGAUCUGCUGCUGCUCUCGGCGGGGACCACUCGGGCCUUCCCGCUCUUCUACGACGCCUACGGGCACGGCGACCGGCUGCCGACGCUCGCCUGGCUGCUGCUGCAGGACCUUCCGCAGCCCUGCCUAGCUGCAGGCCUGGGGCUGGCUUGCCUGCUGCUGUCCCGGCCGCGCUCACCGCGGUGCCCCGCCGGCUUGGCUGCACUGCUGCUCCUGGCGCUGGGGCUGGCGGCCGCGGCCACCCUGGGGAGCGCAGUGCACCGGCCCCUGCGGCCGCUGCGGCUCGCCUCCCGCGGCCUUCACGCCUUCCUCGCGGCCUUCCUGUCGGCGCUCCUGCUGGCGCUCUCUUGCUGGGGCGGCCCGCGGCGGCGAGCCGGAGCACCCCUGGGAGGAUCUGGCUUCAAGGGCGCCACGCCUGUCCCGCAAGUGCGCAGCCCCUUCGCCCCGCGCGAGUCCUGGAGGCGCGCGGCGCGCACAGCCCCGGUGGCCGGCACCUUUGGGCUGCUGAGCGGAGCCCUGCAGGGCUAUGAGGUGCUUCACGCCCUGGGCUACGGCGCUCAAGUCGGCUUGGAGGGGCCCUGGCCCUGGUGGGCCUUCCAGCUAGGGCUGCGCCUGGGCGAGGUGGGUGUCGCGCUCCCCUUGGCGCUGCUGGGUCUCUACCCCGCGCUCUGCAGCCCACGUGUGCCGAGGCGCUGCUGGGCCAAGCUCUUCCGAUUGUCGCCGGGACAUGCUGCCCCGCUGCUGCCAGGAGGCUGGGUCCCUGGAACCCGGGACAAGGAGCCCCUGGGUGGCGCGAUUGCGCGUGGGGACGCGGAGCUGCUGCAGCUGUGUGCUCUAGCUGGCCCGGGCCCCGACCUCCUACUCCAGGGUGGCGGCUGCCGGGGCUUCGAAGGUGCUGGAGGCAAACCUACGCGAUCCACAGCCUCCUCCCCUAGCAGUGAUUGCACGGUGGACUUCCGCCCGCCUUCACCCAUCAACCUGCGGCGCAGCAUCGAGGAGGCCCUCUGCAGUGAGGCGCUGCUGGCUCCUGGCCUUUUCCAGGGCUCUGCCAUUGGGGAAGUCCUUCCCGGGCUCGGCCUCUGCCGCACGGUCUCACUGGGGAACAAGGCAGGGGCGGGACCCAGUGAGAGAUCGGACAAGGUCCCCGGAUCCCCAGCGCCUCCCGAGCUCCCUUCUCCUGGGGCCUGGCCCGCAGGUAGCAGCGCCUCAUCUGGCUCUCUGUGUGGACUCUCACGGGACAGCUCGUCCAUGCUUCUGUGUUCCAGUCCCGACAGGCCCCCGCGCUGUCCGCUAGUCUGCGUCCUCAGUCCCCCGCGGCCCUCAGAAAGCAGCCCCAGCCUCCCGGCCUCAGGAUCCUACCAGGCCCUAUCCCCACCCUCCCGCGACUCCCCUGAACAUUCUUCUGAGCUGCAGGCUGAGGAGGCAUUGCUACAAGAGCAAUUCCUGGAUGCCUGCCGACAGAUUGACGAGCUGAGCGUGGGCAGCGACACCAUAGACCUGUGAAGAGGCGGCCAUCUCACAGCCA